This is a messenger RNA of Cynoglossus semilaevis (tongue sole), 1052 nucleotides long. It is a transcript of the gene gcgb, whose product is annotated as glucagon b. NCBI's taxonomy places the organism in Eukaryota, Metazoa, Chordata, Actinopteri, Pleuronectiformes, Cynoglossidae. The record is from RefSeq and is a predicted model, not a curated record. Gene Ontology annotation, biological process: response to starvation. Gene Ontology annotation, molecular function: glucagon receptor binding; hormone activity. Bases 182 to 610 code for a protein of 142 amino acids. Gene Ontology annotation, cellular component: extracellular region. The transcript is spliced from 4 exons.
UGUUUCAGUGACGACGGCGUCACCGCAGAGAGUGGUCCUCAGCUCUGCUAUAAAAGACCUGGAGCAUCGCACAGGGACCUGGAAAUCAGCAGCAGGAGCCGAGGCAGCGCAGAGAAGAAAGGCAGCAGUCAGUGAACGUCACAUCCCCGUUCAAACGCUACAGGACUCAGAAGACAGCACAAUGAAAACCGCCUUCAGUUUAGCUGGAUUCAUGCUUUUCAUCAUCAUCAAAAACAGCUGGCAGGUCCCCGACCAGGACGCGAACCAUAACUUCAUGUCACUGUCAGAAAACUCCCUGUUCAACGAACCACUCGAGCUCCCAAACAUGAAGAGACAUUCAGAGGGAACUUUCUCCAACGAUUACAGUAAAUACCUGGAGACCAGAAGAGCACAAGAUUUUGUACAGUGGCUAAAGAACUCAAAAAGGAACGGUAAUAAAAGCGAACCCAGACCUUCUGUGACUGAGACCCUCCGCUGUCUCUCUUGCAGGAGUCUGUUCAGACGUCAUGCAGACGGCACCUACACCAGUGACGUCAGCUCCUACCUGCAGGACCAGGCGGCCAAGGAGUUUGUUUCCUGGCUAAAGACGGGCCGGGGCAGGAGAGAGUAGACGGAGGCACGGAGCUCCAGCAGCUCUGGGAUCAUGCAGCAAUCUCCAAUAACUCUCUGCCAUUAUAUGUGUGUCUCACAGUCUGUGCUGAGCGUUUCCUCUCGCCAUUCUAUCAAAUUCCCAUCGUGAUUGGUCUGCAGUGUUGGAUGAAAUGUUGCAAAAUUGGAAAAAAAAAAUACUUCAGGAUGUUUGAAAUCUGUGUGAUAAAUGGAGCAGGAUUUUUCUUUUUUUCUUCAAACAACGACAUUAUGUUGUUUUUAUGUUCACAUGUUGGGAUUUCUGGUCGUCCGUCAUCCACGUUGACUUAAAACAAAAACCUAUGAUUCCGUUCUCUGUCUGAGUUUGCUUCUGUUCCACACUCACUCCUGUAGAUAGUCUCCGUAUGUUUUCUUAUUAUUCAGAAAAGUCAUUUAGUUUUCAAUAAAGAAAUGUGUACAAUCAA